UUCAUUUAGUAUCGCAGAUCGAAUGUGCAAAAUCAGAUAGCUAAAUGAUGGAUGUGGAAGCAGAUGCUCUGAAAGAUCAUUCUUGCACUCAACGCAGGAGAGAUAGCUGUCGCCAGCUUUUUCGCAAAACUUAGGGAGCAACCGCUCGAUUAAUUCGCCGGCCGGAUAACUAUUCUGCCGAUUAAUUUCUGAUGGGCAUCAGCUCAGUCUUGAACCGAGGAUCGAAACACUGGGAAAAACAGUCUAGAUGGCUUCUAUGAGGCAUCAUCAUGAAAGCUGUGGCCUGGUCAUAGCCCAGAUAUGAUGUGGAUGACUUAUUGUGCAGCUUCGGUUGCUGAUUUUCGCCCCAUGCCAGUCACAGUGAAUAUUUGUGAUGUGAUUUUGCUGUUGUUUAUGAUUGCGAGGCGAAUAAUUCUCGUUUCUUAUUCGUCUCACAAAGAAUUGCUCACAGUGUUAUGAUGUCUUUCCAUUGUUACUCACACUCAAUCACGCCUCCAAUCUGCAGUUUAAUACUCAAUUAAAAGUUCAACUAUAAUUGCUGAGCUACAAUUUGACGUAAUAACAGCUGUUGAGUUGAAAAAAUAUAAUUUCGUGAAGGCCAUUUCUAAUCCGCCAGUUUCAAAAGCCAGUUAAGGUCACUAAUAGAAGUGUGAACGAAUUGGAACGAGGUGUGAACGAAUUAGAGUGAAGUGUGAUCAGAAUGAGCAGUAUUGAGAUCAUGUACCAGCCCUCGGAGCAAUUCGACCUUCUGCAGGGAUUCGGAGUUUUGCCCAAAGUAGCCGAGAGCAUCGACAAAUUGCACCAGAAUGGGAUGUUACCGGGUGAGUUGAGUGACCAGGUGAUAGAUGCGUUCCGGGAGAUGGGGGAACAGCAGGCGAUGCAGGUGCUGAACACUUUCCAGAAUAGCAACCUCAACACUAUCAACAACAGGAGUGCCUUUCUCCUCGGACUCAUUAAACAAAGCUACAAAGGAACACCGAAGACGGAAGUGUCACUCUCAGAAGACACUUCAAUGCAAGCAAUGGGAGGCGGUGCUCAAAUGACGUCGUUUGAGACUACCGACCAAUACGCCACUCCCCAGCCGGAAAUGGUCGGGGGAGGCUACGAAGCCUCAGGUGGCGAGUAUGGAGUGAUGGAUUACGAUGCUGUUGGUGACAUGGGAGGGGGAGCGGUAGGAGGGGGAAUGUACGGAAUGGGAGGAAUGGGUUCCAUGCACCAUCAGCAGGGUGCGAUGGGAAUGUAUGGGGGCGGUGGGGGGUUCCAGCCGAUGGCUAUCAAGUGUGGUCCGAACGAGGACGCGAUGAGUGCAAUUCUGGCCAGGACUGGAUACCCCCAUGAAGUGACGCCCUCUCUCAGGAGAUACGGGGGACCCCCUCCUGACUGGACUGGGCCAAAACCCACGCAAGGAGUAGAGGUGUUUCUGGGCAAGUUGCCCGAGGAUCUGUACGAAGAUGAGUUGAUUCCCCUGAUGGAGAAGUGCGGAAAAAUCUACGAGUUAAGAGUGAUAGUAGACAAGGAGGGUUACAACAGGGGCUUCGGAUUCGUCACCUUCUGCGACAAGGAGUCGGCCAAGAAUGCAGUGAACACAUAUGCCAACUAUAGAAUUCGUGGCCGGAAGAUAGUGUGCAACUUGAACGUGCAAUUCACCAAGCUCUACGUGGGCGGCAUUCCCAAGGACAAGACACGUGAACAGAUCUUCUCCGCCUUCUCCCAGGAGGUGGAAAAACUCACAGAUGUCGUCAUUCAGGAACCAGAUGAUGUGUCUUCUCUUAACGGUCAAAACAGAGGUUUCUGUUUCCUGGAGUUCGACUGUUACUUUGACGCCGCAGCCGCCAGACGCAAACUGAUGAGCCAGAGGAGCUCUAUCGCUGCAUGGGACAACUACCGCAAGUUCAAGGUAGACUGGGCCAUUCCUCUGGACAAUCCGGACGAGGCAGUGGCAAAUAGGUCAACAGUCAUCUUAGUAACGAAACUCAACGACUCCGUCACACAAGGAGACCUUCAUGAGAAAUUUGGGAAGCACGGAGUGAUCAAGUCGUGCAAUAAGACGGGGCAGCAUGCAUUCAUCACCUACCAGGAGAGGAGUGGGGCUGAAAGUGCAGUGGAGGCGGAGAACCACCAGUUCAUCAAGGACUGCCAGAUGGAGGUCACGAUACACGUUCCACUUACCCCAAUCGCCAAGCGAAUGGUCGAGGCAAUCAAAGGGCCGAGAGGGGGAGCAAAUUUUGCACCCGGAAUGCACCCAGGAGGCAGGGGCGGAGCGAUGGGUGGGUCAUUUGGAGGACGCCCCAGAGGAAGAGGAGGCAUGGGGGGAAUGAAUGCUUACCAGAUGGGGGGCAUGGGACGUCAAGAUGGGUUCCGUGGUAGAGGUGGGGGCUUCGGUGGCAUGGGAAGGGGAGGGCGGGGUUUCGGAAUGGGUGGUGGUCGAGGAGGAGGGGGCAUGUUCAACCCCAUGGAGAGGGCAGGUAGUUUUACCAGGGCACGACUGAUGAACAGAGGAGGCAGUAUUUUUGGUGACAGAGGCGGAGCAGCUUUGCAGGGGGGCGCAUACAAUCCAUACGGGCUGCAAAGAGGAUCUGGAGUCUACAAAAACAAGCAAAGAGGUUUUGGAGGAAACACUUCAAUGCAUGGCGGCGGUGGAAAUAAUUCAUUUGCUAUGCAGACUACGUAUUCGCAAUUGGGGAGCUCGUUCACUCAGUUUUAAACAAUUUCAAAUGUCAGCUGUGAAACAUUUAAAAAAAAUCAAAGAAAAUUUUGACGAUAUCGUGUCAAAGUAGCUAUAAGUAUAAAGUAACUCAAAUGAAUUCUUUUAAACUGCUCGCUAUUACCUGGUCCUACAUAAUUAGAAGUCUGUUUUUCGAUUUAUCCGUUUUUGUUGUGAAGUAAUUCUCAUUAUUGAUGUUAUGAAUGUAUUGAAACAAUUAUGAUAUUCUGUUUUUGAUAUUUGUUGCAAUAAACGAUAAGUUUUCAUCUCGUUGUCUUAGCAAUAUUUUUUUUUAAAAAAGCGAGAGAAUUUAAUUAAUUCUAAAAUGGAA
Messenger RNA from Symsagittifera roscoffensis, 3035 nucleotides. Its product is annotated as heterogeneous nuclear ribonucleoprotein R-like. NCBI's taxonomy places the organism in Eukaryota, Metazoa, Xenacoelomorpha, Acoela, Convolutidae. The transcript has 14 exons. The record is from RefSeq and is a predicted model, not a curated record. Gene Ontology annotation, molecular function: mRNA binding. Gene Ontology annotation, cellular component: nucleus. Bases 701 to 2704 code for a protein of 667 amino acids.